ACCACCGGCUGCCUCGCGGAGAGCUGCCACCUCAGCCUCAAGCAGGACAGUUCGGGCCACAGAAAGGGGUGCCGGCUGCAGGCCUCACAACUACGCUCCCCAUCCUGCCUUCUGAGUGUCCAGGCUCAGCUAGGCCUGGGUUGGGCACACUUCACUUCCUGCAGUCUCCACCACCCCAUUUCACAGAGGACAAGGCUGAGGCCUGAGAAGGGAGCCAGCCUGCCAAUGCCUGCCUGGGGGGCCCUGUUGCUGCUCUGGGCUGCCGCAGAGGCCACCAAGGAGUGCCCCGCAGAGUGCACCUGCCAGGCCCUGGAAACCAUGGGGCUGUGGGUGGACUGCCGGGGGCGGGGGCUCAGGGCCCUGCCCGCCCUGCCGGCCCACACCCGCCACCUCCUGCUGGCCAAUAACAGCCUUAGCUCCGUGCCCCCUGGCGCCUUCGACCACCUGCCCCAGCUGCAGAUCCUCAAUGUGACGCAGAACCCCUGGCACUGCGACUGCAGCCUCACCUACCUGCGUCUCUGGCUGGAGGACCGCAUGCCCGAGGCCUUGCUGCACGUCCGCUGCGCCAGCCCCGAGCUUGCCACCGCCCGCCCGCUGGGCCAGCUGACGGGCUUCGAGCUGGGCAGCUGCGGCUGGCGGCUCCCGGCGUCCUGGACCUACCCGGGGCUCUGGUGGGAUGUGCUGCUGGUUGUCGUGGCCACGCUGGGCCUGGCUCUCCUGGCCGGCCUGCUGUGCACUGCUACAGAGAUCCUCAACUGAGCCCAGGCCCCCAGGGUCACCCCUCCCCAGACCCCGCCCGGCCUGGGCAGCCCGAACCACCAGUAACUCAAAAUAAACUGGCUGCUCAACC
Molecule: messenger RNA, 850 nt
Organism: Leptonychotes weddellii (Weddell seal)
Lineage: Eukaryota; Metazoa; Chordata; Mammalia; Carnivora; Phocidae
Gene: GP9
Product: glycoprotein IX platelet
Molecular function (GO): protein binding
Source: RefSeq, a predicted model, not a curated record